Pangasianodon hypophthalmus (striped catfish) is the source of this 5064-nucleotide messenger RNA. It is a transcript of the gene pcdh20l, whose product is annotated as protocadherin 20. Gene Ontology annotation, molecular function: calcium ion binding. The record is from RefSeq and is a predicted model, not a curated record. The coding region runs from base 93 to 2609 and encodes 838 amino acids. Gene Ontology annotation, biological process: homophilic cell-cell adhesion. Gene Ontology annotation, cellular component: plasma membrane. The transcript has 2 exons. Lineage: Eukaryota; Metazoa; Chordata; Actinopteri; Siluriformes; Pangasiidae.
GUUCCCUCCCUCAGAAAUCCUAGUCACACUCAAGUUUCAUUCCACACUGCUAGCACCCACACGAAGCAUGAUCACCUGCGUCUCACGGAAAUAUGAACAUGGCGUGUCUGUUACAGAAGGUGCUUCUCAUGGCAUCUGUCAGACAGAUCAUAUGCCACACUCUGCUGACUCUUUCGACACUAGAGGAACGACCGGAAGGAAUUAAGAUAGGCACCCUAAGCACAGCCUACUCUCCUCCAUACCAGCUGCUUGGGAGUUCGUAUUUGAGAGUUAAUGAAGAAACCGGGGAUGUGUACACAACAGAGCAGAUGAUUGACCGGGAGACCCUGUGUCCAUCACAGGAUGGAGGGUACUGUACCAUCUCAGCCGUUGCCCUAGUGGGCCCUGAAAAAGAACUGAUGAAGAUAACCAUCAUCGUGGAGGAUAUAAAUGACAAUGCUCCUUAUUUUGAAACAAAUGAAAUUCGUUUAAGAAUUCCAGAGGAUGCAAGUGUCGGGACAAGGGUGCUGCUGGACGACAAGGCUCUGGACAAAGACAUAGGCAGCAAUGCAGAGAUAAGGUAUCAUUUAGAAGGCGCUGAAGGAUUCUUCAGUGUGGCACAGGACAGUUCUGCCCUUGAGCUGAUUGUUGAAAGAGAGCUGGACCGUGAAACUCAAAACGAGCACUGCAUGGUUCUUGCUGCUGUGGACAGUGGCUCUGUGCCUCUGAGUGCUAUGGUGUCUUUUGUUGUUGCGGUGCUAGAUGUAGACGAUCAGUGCCCGCAGUUCAGCCCUGAUAACCCUCACACUGUUUCGGUGCCAGGAGGAGCGACCCGGGGAACAACAGUGGCCCAGGUUCAAGCCAUAGACCCAGACCUGGGCAGCAACAGUCAGAUCACUUACUCCUUCAGUGUCCAGAUCUCAGAUCGGGCCAAGGAACUUUUCCACUUGGACAGAAACACAGGCAGGAUCAGUAUAGCUAUGGAUAUGAGGUUAGACAGCCUGGAGGAACAUGUGUUAAAAGUGGUUGCAAAUAGCCCACCUUGCCCUGUUGAGCAAACUCAGGUAACUGUAUAUCUGCAGCCAGUGUUGAGUCCAGAGCCGGCUGUCGAGAUCAAGUAUGUGGCACAGUAUAGAAACCAGACUAUAAUAUUACGGGAGAAUGAGCCACCAACUCUCUUGGCUCUUUUGGAGCUGAGAGACAUCUCAAGUGUCCAAAGAGUUCUGUCGUUAGAGGAAGACAGCUCAGCAUUCACUUUGAAAGCACAAGCAGGCAACUAUCUACUUUCAACCUCAAAACCACUAGAUUUUGAGCUGUGUAGCAAAUAUCUUGUUACUGUUGUUAUAAGUGAAGCCCAAGGCAAGCGUGUGCAUGCAAGGAAAGAGAUAAAAGUGGUGGUUGAAGAUGUGAAUGAUAAUACCCCACAGUUUGAGAAGACUUCCUAUCAGGUGGAGAUAGAGGAGAACAAUAAGCCUGGCAUUCCUUUAGUACAAGUCAUUGCAAGUGAUGCAGAUAGCGAGCUCUAUGGCAAAGUGUCAUACAGGCUGAUUCAUAAUACCCCUGCUAUCUUUAGUAUUGAUGAAGUGACAGGUGUAGUGUCUGUUUUAAAACUGUUGGACAGAGAGCAACAGGGAGAAUACAUUCUCACAGUGCUGGCCAGGGACAAUGGCUCUCCUCCAUUAGAGGCCUUUUCCUCAGUGUCGAUAAAGGUCCUCGAUCAGAAUGAUAACCAGCCAACCUUUGUCACACCACGCUUCAUCUUCUUCAUCUCUGAAGGUACUCCACACUUAGCCCAGGUUGGAAAGAUUGGAAUUGUGGAUGCAGAUGAAGGGGAUAAUGGAAAAGUGGUGGAUGUACAAGUACUAGACAAGCAUGUUCCCUUCGCCAUGGACCUGUCCCAGUCGGCACUUCGCUGUACAGGUGAGGUGGACCGGGAGAAGCAUGAGCAUUAUGAGCUGCUCCUGCUGGCUAUAGAUGGCGGCAGUCCUCAACGCUCCUCCACUGCAUCUGUAACUGUUUUUGUGGAGGAUGUAAAUGAUAACCAGCCCCAGGUGCUCCUGCCGAGCAGCAACCUCUCCUGCCUGACCAUACCCCCCAACACCAGGGCUGGCAGCAUCAUCACCAAAAUUUAUGCUAUUGACCGUGACUCGGGCAUGAAUUCAGAUAUUACUUACCACAUUAUAGCCAGGGAGCCAAUCAAUCCCAGCCCAUUUCAGAUCGAUCCACACUCAGGGAACAUCACGCUGGUGCAGCAGCUUGUGGGCAGAGACUACGGUAUGCACCACCUCUUAAUCAGAGUCAGUGAUAGAGGGAAGCCUGCACCUCUUCAGGCCACUGUGUGGGUUAAUGUACUGGUCAAUGAGAUUUCCAAGCAGUGCCACCUGACCACUGUUCCCCCAUAUUUCCCCGCAGCCUCAGAGCCCCCUCUGCCACCAAAACCUUAUAACCUGACAGAGAGUUGUACAGAACUGCCUUGGCUCCUACUGCUCUGUGGUCUGGGUAUGAUGGUGUUCUCAGUAUGUAUGUUUCUGGGCACUGUCAUAAUUUGCAUGAAACAAAAAAACUUGACGCGAAAAAGAACACGUAAGAGAGAUCACACAAAAGAACAUGAACUGAAACAUUUAAAUUAAAGGACAUAUGUUUUCCUUUAUUGUUACAAUGUUGUAUUAUAAAUAAGACAUUGUCAAUUUAAUAAUGAUACACAACAUAUUUUCAUGUUAAUGCACUGUAUUAUAUUUUUACAUGGUCCGUAUUGUAAAUUGAAAAUCUCAAAUACAUUCAAGUAAAGGUGAAAGUAAACAUACCCAGACAUACAGGAAUGUAUCUACCAGGAACUCUACCAACAAACCACAACAGCCUAGUUAGUUAUUAUCUGUCAUUAAAACAGUGAAAAUAUGGUUUUAAAAAAUGUUUUUUUCUAACAUGCAGCAUCUCUUCAGAUUUUAAACAGCUGUCAAUGACAUUAUCAGAAACAACCAGGCUUGUGAAUGCAACUGAUGCUUGAAUGAAUGAAUGAAUGAAUUUUGACACAAACAGAUGUUAGAGCAUUUUGUUCCCAGAAUUGUUUAAAUUUUAAGUCUAAAAGAUCCAAAAAGGAUAGUACUGUUCAGUACUUGGUUCCAUGGGGUAAAUCAAUUGGUCUAGUGCAAAAAAAAAAAAAAAAAAUUCAGAGGAUAAUUAUUAACACAAACAAUAACCAGGAUUAACCAGUGAUUACAGGAGCAGUCUUCCAUGGUGUAGGCACCUGUGAGGGCUGAAUGCUAUCGGCUAAGAGACCAGUCAGACAGCGAAUUUGCUAAUCCUCUAAUGCCUGAUUAGAACUCUCUCAAAUUCCCAAAAAUAAUUGAUGGAAGUCUCAGGUAUUUGCAGCCACAAAGGGGUCUAAUGUUUCUCUUUAAAAAAGGUGCUGCUUUGGAGAAGACUGGGGGAUGCUGAGAAAUGAAGCUUCGUCUCAAGUCACUGUGUUCCUUGUCAUUUGAUCUCCUCUCUCACCGCAUGUUGAAAGGCCAUUGAAUUGGGAUAUGUUCGGUAUGCAUAUCUACAGACAUGCUAUUACCUUAAACUUUCAUAAGCUUGCUCUCUUUCAGGAUUGCUAAAUAGUAAGCCAGUGGAUAUAAGUAGACAUUUUUAACCCAACUAUGCACAUGAACCUAUGUGCAGUUCAAGACUGCAUUCCUGGUAUUGCAGGGGUAGUGGUGUGAAAGCAAGUUACAUCAAUUCAGUAUACUGAUUGCAUCUUUGCUUAUCAUACAUUCAACAGUGCAUAACAAAAAGUGUUCCUAACAUACAAAGAAUAUUAUGUUAGGCAGCAGAACUAUUCUGCCCUGACCAUUUAGUGUGGUUUAAAAAAUUGUGACAGGUAGACAGGUACAUUGUAUGUAAUCACUGAUGUCUUUCUUUUCAUGAGAUAUGAAGAUAUAAUGUGUGAGAGUGCAGGAUCAACUAUUAAAUAUAGGGUUUAGUGGGUUUUAAUUCACAAAUUUUUUGUUGCUUUUUUUAAUCUGGCAAACAUCUCUGAAAACUCCUGCAACUUCAUUAAAUGUUUGUAUCAGUAACAUAUUGUAUGACAGGUUUCUGCAGUGGCCUGGGUUCCAUCUUCCUAAGUUAUCGCCCACACCUCUGCUCAUGUCACAACUGGAUCACCUCCCACUCCAGGAGCAACCACUCCUCAUCCUAAUCCUAAUCUAGCCCAGACAUUACAACACUCACACUCAACUGACUUCUGCCACACCUUUUCUCUCUCUCUCUCUCUGUCUCUCUCUGUCUCUCUGUUCAGUUCAGUUCAACAGUGCUUUAUUGGCAUAAAUGUUAGAAAUCACAUUAUUGCCAAAGCAAAUAGAUUAAACUAAAGGUUAUACAAAGAAAACACAUACCAUAUCUUCAUUUAUGCAUAAACAUAACAAAAAUAAUAAACAAGCAAGCAACAAAAUUUGCUCUUUUGCUUUCAUUGCAAGGUUUUGCCAUAGUUUCUGUGUGCUACUCAGAGUUAUUUUCCAUUUGUUUCCCAGGUUUCAACCUUUUUUGUUCUUCUGUGUUUAGGAGUCUGUGUUUUUUUAUUUUCUAUAUUGCUCUGUUUUCCUGAUAUGGAACCACUCUGAACAGCUGGAGAAUUUAUAUGAUUUUAUAGGCUAGGAUGGACUGACUACUGGCGAUUUAAAUGGACUAAAUUUCAUUUUCAGCAGAGGACACUACUGAAAGUCUUUUCCACAUCUAUGAAAGUCUGAGCCCUCAAGCAAAGUGUCUCAGUGUCUACUUUUACCUUAUGAUACAGCUCCAGGCAGGUGACAAAUUAAAGGGAAAACCAAGUGCCUUAAAAAGUUGUUGGGCCACCAUAAGCCAUCAGAACCGCUUCAGUGCGCCUUGGCAUUGAUUCUCUGGAACUUUGCUGGAGGCAUUUUCCUAAUAAACACUUUGGAGCAUGAAAAACCCGCACUAACACUUCAGUCAAAAAUCUUCCACAGGUGCCAACUGGAUUGAGAUUUGGUGACUGUGAAGGCCAUAGAAUAUGAUUUACAUCAUUUUUAAUCCUCAUCAAACCAUUCACUGAGCCCUUGUGCCCUGUGAAUAUGGGUGGAGUCAUCCUGG